UCUCUCUCUCUGCAAAAAAUCUAUCUUCUCACCAUGAGAGUGAGAGCCACACCACCACUCCCUCACCCCUUUCCCUUUUCUUCUUCUUUCAUCUCAUCCUCCUUCUAUUUCUUCUCAUCUCUCUCUCCUUGAUCUCAAUCCAAAUCCAAACCCAAUAUUGAGAUCUAGCAUGCAUUUCCAUCCCCAUGGCUUCCCCUCACCAUUCCCAUAGCUUCCUCUUCCAAUCCCGCUCCGCCGAUCACCACGAAUACCUUCCCUCCGCUUCCUUCAACGCCAUCCCCUCCUGCCCUCCUCACCUCUACUUCCACGAUGGGGUCGUCCCGGUGAUGAUGAAGAGAUCGAUGUCGUUUUCAGGCAUCGAAAAUGGAUGCGAGGAAGUGAACGGCGACGAGGGGCUAUCGGACGAUGGAUUGGCGUUGGGAGAGAAGAAGAAGCGCCUCAAUUUAGAGCAAGUGAAGGCUUUGGAGAAGAGCUUUGAGCUGGGGAAUAAGCUUGAGCCUGAGAGAAAGAUUCAACUGGCCAAAGCCUUGGGGUUGCAGCCUAGACAGGUUGCUAUUUGGUUCCAGAACAGAAGAGCCAGAUGGAAGACCAAGCAACUGGAAAGAGAUUAUGAGGUCUUGAAGAAACACUUUGAAUCUCUUAAGGCUGACAAUGAUGUCCUCCAAGCUCAAAACACCAAACUCCAUGCAGAGUUAUUAGCGUUAAAAACCAAGGACUCGGGCGAGGUGGCAGGCGGCGGGGCCACCAUGAACCUAAAGAAAGAAAACGAACGGUGUUGGAGCAGCGACAACAGUUGUGACAUCAACCUGGACAUCUCAAAGACACAAGCAGCAAUAAACGGCGAGGAAGGUGGAAGAGCAUGUUGUGAGCCAGGAAUCAAAGACCUAUUCCCAUCGGCGGCGUUCCGAUCGGGUGCCAUAACGCAGCUGAUUCAACGCGGGUCAUCCAGGUCAACGGUUGACCAUCCUCAAGUGAUUCAAGAAGAAAGCUUCUCUCAAAUGUUCAAUGGUAUUGAAGAACAACAACAAAGUGCAGCAGCGGCAGCAGCAGCUGGGUUUUGGCCAUGGGGUUCGGAUCAAAAUUCCCAUUUUAAUUAAUCCUCCAUUACACACUUUUCUUUUCUCAUAUAAAACAGUUCAA
This is a messenger RNA of Cucurbita pepo subsp. pepo (vegetable marrow), 1140 nucleotides long. Its product is annotated as homeobox-leucine zipper protein HAT7. Lineage: Eukaryota; Viridiplantae; Streptophyta; Magnoliopsida; Cucurbitales; Cucurbitaceae. Gene Ontology annotation, molecular function: sequence-specific DNA binding; DNA-binding transcription factor activity, RNA polymerase II-specific. Gene Ontology annotation, biological process: positive regulation of DNA-templated transcription. The record is from RefSeq and is a predicted model, not a curated record. Gene Ontology annotation, cellular component: nucleus.